Messenger RNA from Torulaspora delbrueckii, 1047 nucleotides. It is a transcript of the gene OCA4, whose product is annotated as Oca4p. NCBI's taxonomy places the organism in Eukaryota, Fungi, Ascomycota, Saccharomycetes, Saccharomycetales, Saccharomycetaceae. Bases 1 to 1047 code for a protein of 348 amino acids. Gene Ontology annotation, molecular function: phosphatase activity. The transcript has a single exon. The record is from RefSeq and is a predicted model, not a curated record.
AUGCUUGUCCCUCCAGCCAGUUUUGGGAUUGCCGAAGAAGGUAUAUAUCGAUGUUCGAAAGUCGAGACUUUAAAUUUAUCAUUCCUGGAGACACUGAAUUUGAAGACUGUGCUAUUCAUAGGAGGCCAAGAACCCUCCAAAUUCUUCAAAGAGUUCUUUAGUACAAUGUCAAUUGAGUGGAAUCUGAUACGAGUUGCGGAUUUUUCAUCCCUGGGUGAGCUAGUUACCAGUAGUGUCAGUAAGACCAGUCCCAGAGAGGGUGUUGAUGGCAACAGUUGCACCGACUAUAACAACUCUGAUGGGGACUCGAGUUUUGGUGCGACCUACCACUUAACCGAUGGCGACGAAUUAAUGCUAAUAAAGAGCAGUUGCUUGAAGAAAACCCUUAAAUUAUUACUGAACACCGAAAAAUACAACAUCCUGCUUGUGGAUAGAACCUCAAUCAUCGUUGGAAUUUUAAGGAAAAUCCAGAAAUGGAGCAUAUCAUCUGUGAUUAAUGAGUACAGGCUAUUUGCAGGGAAAAAUAGGAACUACUACGCAGAAACGUUCUUAGAAGUGAUUGAUUUGAUCAUUGAGCAAGAGAAGGAUGAUAAGUUUCUAAUGCAAGGUAUGGAAGAGUUGAAUAUGGGGCCGGAUCCGCUCCUUCUUUCAGCGGAGAUGCACAGAAGAGCCUCUAGCACAGUAGUAGUAAAUGAAGAAGAUCUGAGCCGAUCACCACCAGUACCGCAAAGACUUAUUAAGAUGAUAGAUGAAGCAGAGAGUCACAGCAAAGUUGAGCAUGAGACGUUCGAAUCCCCAAAAAUAAGCAAAUCCUCGUCUACUUUAGGAAUCUUUGGUAACAGAUACAGAUUAGCGUUUAAUAAAAGCGCAAGCGGUGACUACAAAUAUUACAAGAGUCAUAGUGGGAACACAGCAGAAGACACAUUGACCAUCAAGAUACCCAGAGAAUCUCUGCUGCCUCAUUGGUGGAAGUUCCAGAGAGACUUGUGGGAGAAGGAAAACGCACCUCCGGAACACAAUUUUUACAAAGAAGAUAUAUUCACCUAA